Messenger RNA from Gadus macrocephalus (Pacific cod), 1027 nucleotides. RefSeq lists its product as uncharacterized. The record is from RefSeq and is a predicted model, not a curated record. Lineage: Eukaryota; Metazoa; Chordata; Actinopteri; Gadiformes; Gadidae. The transcript has 4 exons. Bases 37 to 891 code for a protein of 284 amino acids.
CCUUUAGGAAGAAUGUGCUAAAUUCCAUUUGGAACCAUGGCAGCAUUUCUAAUUACAUGUGUCAUCAUCCAAGCAGUCCUGCUUUGGGAUAUCGAAUGUAGACCUCUUAAAAAUGGCCCCAUGUAUAAAGCUGGGUCCACUGGCGGUGGCUCUUAUAAAGCGCCAGGAGUCUACCAGUCUGAGGUAGAGGUAAACCCUGGCUAUGGAGGUACCAGUUCCCAGUCUGGCCAUGGAUACCAGGAUGGGUCUGCUAUGGCUCCUCCUCCUGGAUAUGUCCCAGAUUCCAAACAUGGAGCAUCUCAAGAUGGCUCCUGGGUUAUGUCUCCUAUCACCUUCUCCGGAGGGCAAGGUGGUUCAUCCACCAGUAAUGGCAGCCCAUCUGCUUUACCUCCUCCCCCAGAGUCCUUCCCAGGAGAGCUGCUCCAGGUUGAGGCCACGAACGAGAAAGGUGCCUACGAGUCUGAGACCCAGGAAAAAGGCACCCCUCCAUGGGCUGCCAGCGCCCCUCAACUAGGAGCCUCCAUGCCCAGUGCCUUUUCCCGGGGGUCUUCCUUUCCUUUCAAUAUGAGGUUCCUCAGAGGCCAGUACCUUACAGGAACCUACACUGACUACACCAGUAGCUUGGAGAAUGGCAGAGAUGACUCGCAGGAGAACCACUACAUCGUUUAUGACUCUCCUCGCAGCAGCAGUGAGCAGCAGCAGCAGCAGUGGGAGGGGCAACAGCAGCAGCAGCAGUGGGAGGGGCAACAGCAGGAGUGGGACAGCGUGCAACCAGUGUGGCAGCAGCAGCAGCAGGGAGCCUCUCCUCAGAGCGUCCAGAUGGCCAGUCUGGGAAUGCCAUCAGGAUAUGGACAACAAGCCCAGAGCUUUCCCACUAGGUAUUACCAGUAGCCUACCGCUAGGCAGCAAGUAUCAGGGGGAAAGCCCUCGGUGAGUGCUGUAUAUGGAGGGUACAAGGGAUGGAAGUGAACCCUUGAUCAUUAACAUGUUGUCGGUUUGGUCAAUAAAAUUACAAAUGUAACUUCCA